Messenger RNA from Megalopta genalis, 2607 nucleotides. RefSeq names its product nicotinamidase. NCBI's taxonomy places the organism in Eukaryota, Metazoa, Arthropoda, Insecta, Hymenoptera, Halictidae. Gene Ontology annotation, molecular function: calcium ion binding. The record is from RefSeq and is a predicted model, not a curated record.
GAGUUAAUUCCAAGCUCUGCUUUACGUAUGCGAAUGACUAUGACUAUGUACUACGCAAGAGUAUCGCACAGUGUUUAGAAUCGUCGGGCCAGGAUCGGCUCAUAAAGUAAGGUUGCUUCGACAAUUUGGAGUGACUGUCAGUGAAUCGCACGUCAACGGAGGCCGAAUUAGCGAGUAUUUCAUAAGCAUUCUGAAUGAAAAACAAUUGUGGUACUAGAAAAUCGGGAUUCGAUCAGUGAAAUUAUUGUCACGAGACAUCGCUGAAUUUCUUCCGAUAUAAACAUGCAGAGAAACAAGAACGAACUGGACGUCGAUUUAUUUGGCGUGAAAGGACACCGGUCCGUGAAGAAGUUUUUGGCUAGCCUCGAUUUACCGAAUCUGGAAAACACUCUGAACUACGAAAAUUUUCGACUGAUUUGCAACGCGCUGUUUCCACCGAAUGAAAUCAAACAAAAUGAUGAUAGAAUCAGGAAUAUUUUCGAUCUUUUCGACGAUGAUCAUGACGGAAUCUUGAAGGGACAGGAGUGGAAAAUCAGAUUGCUUCAAGUUACGUGCACACCAAAUUUUCCUAAGCUUCAAUUGUUUAUCAAAUGCAGAUUUCAUGAGUGGUUGCAAAUGACAAUCGUGCCGGUGAACGUGCUGCUGAUCGUAGAUGUGCAAAAUGACUUUAUCGACGGAACAUUAGCUCUCCGUGAUUUCGAAAGCAAUCAGGAUGGCUUUGAUGUUGUGGGACCAAUAAAUCGUCUAACAAAAUAUGGACUUUUCGAUAAAGUUAUUUACUCAAUGGACUGUCAUCCCGAGAAUCAUAUCAGUUUCCACGAGAAUCUGCAUUUGAGGGAAAUUCAUCCGGAGUCGAAAGUAUCGAAGGAAAAUGCAAAGGUGUUCGACAGCGUGACAUUUGCGAAAGCCUGUAUGGAACAGAUACUGUGGCCUAAGCACUGCGUCAUGAACACCUGGGGCGCACAGUUACACAAAGACCUUGUGAUCGUCCCUGGAUCCGAACAGGUGAAAAAAGGUACGCAUCCGGAGAAGGAUGCCUAUUCAGUAUUUGCAGCGACAGAUUCCGCAGGCGUCAGCAAGUUGGAGCAGAUGCUACGCGAACUCGGCACCACGCAGUUAUUCGUUUGCGGCUUGGCGUACGAUGUUUGCUUGAAAGAAACAUGCCUGGAUGGUCUUCGAUUGGGAUAUCCGGUAGCAGUGAUCGACGACUGUUGCCGCGGUGUAAACCUGAAAAAUAUCGAUGCUGCGAAACAUUUGAUCAUAGAUAACGGCGGCUUGAUCGCUAUCACCGACAAAAUCUUGUCGCUGGUGAACACCGAAGAAAGAAGCCUUAUCAUGAGCCAUCGGUCCGCGAAGAAGAUAGCUUCGAUUUCGUCCUCCAGAAGCAUAAUGACGGCGUCUGAAUAACAGCGUAGAACUUAGUCAGAAGGAAUCGUAGGGCGAGUUUCAAGAUAAAUCAGAGAAUCGGCGCACAGUGAUCUCUAUUCGUCAGAAUUUGAACGCAAUUUCUGGCUCAUUCGAAACGCCGUAAGUUACCAGAAUUUAUCCGAGAAAGUAUGUUUAAACGGCGUUGUUUACUUAAAAUCAUAUUGUAAUUCGGAAUGUUUAGCUAACGAAGAUAUGAAUUUUUGCGUGUGUGUAAAAAUUGAGCACUGUGCCGCUGUGUUCGAAUUAGUUACGUGGUGGCUAAUAGAUGCUAAAUAGAGAUAAUAGGAGAACCAGGUCAGGUAGUAGGUGGUGAAGAUAAAUGGUAAUUUACAAAGAUAUAAUACGUCGUACGGUUACUUAUUUCUUAUUUUUCUAAGCUUAAAGAAUAGACGAGGUAAGGAAUAAAAGUAUAUAAAUAUCGUGAUCGAUAUACUUUCCAAUAAAUGUACGAAGCUUACGGUAUGGUUUUCCGGAUACACGAGUAAAAAAACUAGGUAAAGAACAAAGAUGUAUUAUGUCGAACGGGUACUUAUUUUUUUUCUAAGCUUAAAGAAUAGACGAGGUAAGAAAUAAAAGUAUACAAAUAUCGUGAUCGAUAUACUUUCCAACAAAUGUACAAAGCUUGCGAUAUGGUUUUCCGGACACACGAGUAAAAAAAUUAGAUGAAAAAGAACAAAGAUAUAUUACGUCGAACGGGUACUUAUAUUUUCCUAAGUUUAAGGAGUAGACGAGGUAAGAAAUCGAAAUACAUACAAAUAUCGUGAUCGAUAUAUUUCUCUACACUAUAAAUGUACAAAGCUUACAGUAUGGUUUUACGAACACACGAGUGAAAAACUAGAAAAGUGUUCAGAGGUUUAUACAAAAUGUGGGUCAUUCCUGAGGUGCUGAAAGUCCAGUUGAACUUAUUCUACAUAUGUUUCCUAUUCUCAGUAUUUUCAAAGUAUUUUUAAAAUCUGUUAUUUAUUAAUUAGAUAUAUAUUUACGCCAGUAUCACUGCGUCGUUAUUUACAUGAAAUAUUUAUCCACGAUUUAUACUUGCUUAUCAUCUAUUGUCAGAGAUAAAUCAAGGACUCGUGGUGAUCAUCCUCGAGUACUUGUGAAGUUCGUAAGUUAUUGCUUCGACCAUUUUGAUUGGUGUGUAUUUAAUUGUUUAUUAAUAAAUAACCUUUCAAAUAUGUA